AUGCGUAAUGAUAAAGAAAAUGUUGUGCCGCAGGAAGAGAGGCCAUUAUCCCGACUAGAAAGAAGGUUCCAAGGGGAAGAUGGCUUGAGAGCAAUACAGCGGGCCCGUGACAGCAGAUCAAGGACCGAUUACGACCAGAGGGUUCCAGAAACUACCGAACCACGGGCAAAUUCUGAAUCCAACCGUAGAUCUCUAGAAAAUACUGAACCACGGGUAAGGGCUGAAUAUAACCAUAGAGCAUCAGAAAAUAUUGAGCCACGAUCUUUGGAACGACUUAAAGUCAACGACAAAACGGAUAAGAUGAACGAAAAAACAAUACUUGAGCAAGAAGGAGAGAAUAUACGUGGGUCGCCUAUCACAGUAUUUCCCGAAAAUGAGAAACGUCCAAAUGGAACGACUUCUAAACAAGAAGAUUCACUUCAGAUCUUAAGGAAUCUUUCUAAGGCCAUUACGGGUACAAGUGGAAGCGGGAGAAAUAGUCCCGGUAGGCUGGAUAAUAAUCUUGAAACUCCGGUAUUAUCAGAAAGAUCUCCCUACGAGCUUGAACAGGUCUCUGAGAGGCUUCCAAAUUCCGCACCAACUCCACCUCCAUCAGCGCCUAUCAACCCUCUCCUAUUGCCCACCCCAAAAGUCACAGGCGGGUGGAUCGAAACCCCUGCGCCACCGCGAAUGCGCACCAACGGUAGAACACCCAAAGAACAACCUCGGAUCAAAGAGGAACCUUCCUCGCCCCGCAACCACAGUGAGCCUUCCAAAACUUCCCAGUCACAGUCGCGAUCCCGUCCAACUCCAAUAAACAGUGCCCCUACUAUCUCCGCCGCUGCCGACCUCCAACGUAUAGAAAAAGAAGCUCGAGUCGAUGAUUCCACUACAAUCGAUCGAGACUUCUCCCUAUUUUUAAAGAACCAACUUACGUCUCCAAAUUCUGAAACUCUAGAAAUCAAUCUCGAUUUCGAUGAAAAUGGCCAACCACUUUCUCACGAAGAGAAAGAAAAAAGGUUGGAGGAACUUGCGUUCCUUCGUAUGAAUCGGAGUUUAAAACACACUACGAGUAGUAUACGAGAUGCGAGACAUGGCAUUGAAAGACUGGAACAGCAAGUCUCAUCAUCAGGUCCACAUUCGCGCUCACCCAAAGAACUCGGCAUCCCAUCCCCCAAAACAUCAUCUCGUCCUUUUUUCUUAGAUGCUCCUCUAAACCCUGCCUUGAACCCAAAUGUUCACUACCUCAUGAUACCCCUUCCCCGCCUCCGUCACCCUGGAACUAGAAAAUUUACCUGGUUCGGAUUACUAUUUACAAUCUUCAUAACGUGGUUUGUAGCUGAAUGGGCAAUGUGUGAAACGUAUUGUCAUCCCAAAUACUCAAAUAAAGAUGUUUGGCACCCUUCCGAUCCGUUUUGGCCCUGGGCUAUUCCAACCAAAAUGGAUCAGUGGACGGGUAAGGUAGUCAGUAGGGGAAUAGGAGAUGCGUGGGAUUGGUGGAAGGGCUAUGAUGAGGAGAUCAGGAUUUGGAAGGAGAAGAUGAAGAGGGAAGGAGUGAAGAUGCCUAAAGCUGUGGAGCUGGGAGAUGAUGAGGUGGUAGACGAAGUUGUGGAAGAUCACGCGGGUAAAUAUGAUGGAAGGAAAGGGGGAAGUAGCUGGUGGAGCUGGGAUAAUGAUGAGAUUGUGUAG
Botrytis sinoallii is the source of this 1668-nucleotide messenger RNA. RefSeq lists its product as uncharacterized. The transcript has a single exon. The coding region runs from base 1 to 1668 and encodes 555 amino acids. Lineage: Eukaryota; Fungi; Ascomycota; Leotiomycetes; Helotiales; Sclerotiniaceae. The record is from RefSeq and is a predicted model, not a curated record.